Molecule: messenger RNA, 1032 nt
Organism: Coregonus clupeaformis (lake whitefish)
Lineage: Eukaryota; Metazoa; Chordata; Actinopteri; Salmoniformes; Salmonidae
Product: versican core protein-like
Exons: 7
Molecular function (GO): calcium ion binding; signaling receptor activity
Source: RefSeq, a predicted model, not a curated record
CUGAACGAAGCAUCUUGCUACCAGAGAGGCAACGCCAGCAUCUGUGUGUGUGCACAUGGAUACACCGGACAGCGCUGCGAGACAGAUGUUGAUGAGUGCCAGUCCAACCCAUGUCGUAAUGGAGCCACCUGUAUGGACGGAGUCAACCCCUUCAGCUGUGUGUGUCUGCCCAGCUAUGCAGGACAGCUCUGUGAACAAGACACAGAGGUGUGUGAGUAUGGCUGGCAGAAGUUUGAGAGCCAUUGUUAUAAGUACAUCACCCACCGUCGGACCUGGGACGCCGCCGAGAGGGAGUGUCGUGUCCAAGGAGCCCACCUAGCCAGUGUCCUGUCACAGGAGGAGCAGCUGUAUGUCAACCGCCUGGGCCAUGACUACCAGUGGAUCGGUCUGAACGACAAGAUGUAUGAGAGAGACUUCCGCUGGACAGACGGCAGCAUCAUGCAAUAUGAGCACUGGCGUCCCAACCAGCCAGACAGUUUCUUCCAGUCUGGUGAGGACUGUGUGGUGAUGAUCUGGCACGAGGGAGGACAGUGGAACGAUGUACCCUGCAACUACCACCUCACCUUCACCUGCAAGAAGGGCACAGUCUCUUGCAGCCAGCCCCCAGUAGUGAAGGAUGCCUGUGUGUUUGGUUCUAUGAAGCCUCGUUAUGAGAUCAACACUCUGGUUCGUUACCACUGUAAAAACGGCUUCAUACAGAGACAUGUCCCCACCAUCCGCUGCCGUGACAACGGCCAAUGGGACAGCCCAAAGAUCACCUGCAUGAGCCCCGCUACCUACCAGAAGUCUUUCGUUUCUAGGCAACGUGCCGAAAUCACAAUCAUAACCAGAAUCAGUACAAUCACAACAAUCAAAACCAGCACCAAUACAACUAUCAAAACCACCAAUACAACUAUCAAAACCAACAAUAUAACAAUCAAAACAAUCAAGACCAACAGAAGCACUACAACCAGAAACGUCAGGGCAGCCGUAACCAGCAGCAACAGAGCCAGAGAGAGAGGAGACAUCCACACUAAUCUGAUCUCUGGUUAA